Solanum tuberosum (potato) is the source of this 771-nucleotide messenger RNA. RefSeq lists its product as uncharacterized. The record is from RefSeq and is a predicted model, not a curated record. The transcript has a single exon. Bases 1 to 771 code for a protein of 256 amino acids. Lineage: Eukaryota; Viridiplantae; Streptophyta; Magnoliopsida; Solanales; Solanaceae.
AUGGUUGAUCAACAAGUUGAUCCAAUUCCAAGUGGUUCUACAUCCAUGGUUAGGAUUAAGAUUCCUAGUCCUUUCUAUCUACACCCUUCCGAGAAUGCAAGUUCAUCUCUAUUGCCUGGAGUUUUCGAUGGUACUGGUUAUAGAUCUUGGAGGAGAGCUGUUCUUAGGGCCUUGUCAGUUAAGAGCAAGACAGGUUUUAUCAAUGGGAAAGUUGUAAAACCAAAUCCAGAUAAUCCUAGCUUCCAGCAGUGGGAGAGGUGUGAUGAUAUGGUAACCUCUUGGAUUUUGAAUUCCUUGUCACCAGAUCUAAGGGAUAGUCUGCAGUACGUUAACAAUGCACAGGAAUUGUGGGAUGAAUUGGAAGAAAGGUAUGAUCAGACUAAUGGCUGUAAGCUGUACCAGCUUCAAAAGGAGAUAAAUGAUCUUGUCCAAGGCACCUUGGAUGUUACUGGAUACUACACAAAGAUGAAGAAACUUUGGGAAGAUAUGAGCAUUGUCGAUGUAAGCUCUCAAUGUAGUUGUGUUUGCACUUGUGGUGGUAAGAUAAGGUUGGUCAAAGCUGAACAAGAUAGAAGAAUCAUAUAUUUCUUGAUGGGACUGAAUGAAAUGUACACUGUCAUCAGAGGAAACAUUCUCAUGAUAAGUACCCUGCCUAGUAUGGCACAAGUUUUUGCCAUUUUGUCUCAAGAGGAAAAACAGAGGGAAGUAAGACCUCACAACCACACAGCUUUGGACUCAACUUCAUUGAAUGCUCUUGCCAGUAGUACAUGA